AUGUACAGAUGCGAGACCUUCACAGACGAGGAAUUUUCUGAUAGUGAGAUGCAAACCAACGCCAACAACAACUUAGAUACGAAUGAACAAGAACAACUACGGGAAACCAGUAUAGCAGAACAACAAGAUCAAAAUAUAGAACCGUCCCUGGACCUAGACCUGGAGAGUGAGGGCAGUGAUACGGAGCAAACUGAGAGAGAGAGCAAAAAGAGGAGUAGGGAGAUAUUCAGCGACAGCGAAGAGGAGGAGGAACCAACACCGGCACAAGCAGAGGAUUCUCCCGUCAUAUCCGCAGAUAUAAGGCCCGCUGUCAAAAUCAAUCCGUUCGCCUCGAACAAAUCGCACACCCCUACACAGCUUAAGAAGUCCACUACAUUCUUUGACAACCUCAGCAAACUCGCUGAUAGAGGGACACCAAAAG
Sphaeroforma arctica JP610 is the source of this 421-nucleotide messenger RNA. RefSeq lists its product as hypothetical. NCBI's taxonomy places the organism in Eukaryota, Ichthyosporea, Ichthyophonida. The transcript is spliced from 2 exons. The annotation marks the transcript as partial. The record is from RefSeq and is a predicted model, not a curated record.